Molecule: messenger RNA, 951 nt
Organism: Mesorhabditis belari
Lineage: Eukaryota; Metazoa; Nematoda; Chromadorea; Rhabditida; Rhabditidae
Source: the annotation of a GenBank genome assembly
AUGGGUGAUUUAAAUGGGACGAGUUUAGUCGAUUUGAGUAUGAUUGUUGCAAGUGAUCAAAUGUUGGGCGCACUUUUGGUGUUAUUGGUUUGCAUUACGGGUUCAAUCUUUAACAUGAAAGCGUUUCUUCGAUUGAAAACUCAACAAAUCAAUGCUCCCCAUUUCGCUGGAUAUGCUAGAGCUCAUGUCCUCUUUGACACGUUCAACUUGGUGAGUUUUCUUUUGCACAUGCCUUGGAGUCUCUUGUUUCCGGAAUAUUGGGCUCUUGUCGACAACGCUACGAAUAUCCCUUUCGGUUAUUUUGCUCUUGCCACCGAAUUCUGUGCUUUUCUCUCGUCAAUGUUUCUCACGAUCAAUCGAGCUGCUUCACUUCUUGCAAUCAAUAAAGGGAGUAAAGUUUCCUUUUCCCCUCUAUGGAUCAUCGUUCCCUCAUUCGUUUUCCUCUACCUCGUCAGCAUCGCUUUUCUGUUUCCCGGUUGCAAUUUCACUUUCGAUCGCGUCGAGAUGCAAUGGUAUUUCUCGAAAACCCCAUGCGGCAAUUUCAUCUCAUUCUACAUCGAUUUCAUGUUUAUUUGCUCUUUCUUCACCGUCGAGGUGCUCAUCGAUUUCUGUGUGUUGAUCGUAUUCAGCAUUCGAACCAGAAAAUGGACGAAACAAGGCGCGAUCGCUGGGAAUAAUACGGUUAGAGAGUUGCGGAUGUUUGCACAAUCAUCACUGGCUUCUCUCGGCUUUGUCUACAUGCUUGUUUCAUUUCAAUUCUUCACCGGGAUGACUGAUUCAAGAUUUUGGAAAUUCGUGCACACCACAUUAGCUUGGGAGGUGUCACAUUGUGUUCAAGGUAUUACAAUUAUCACCCUCGACAGCACAAGUAAAUCGACGAGAGGCCGAAAGACGACAAUAGGCGAGGCGGGGAAAUCGAUUUUGAUCACAACGACGACAGGAAGAAUUCGA